Candidula unifasciata is the source of this 831-nucleotide messenger RNA. NCBI's taxonomy places the organism in Eukaryota, Metazoa, Mollusca, Gastropoda, Stylommatophora, Geomitridae. The record is from the annotation of a GenBank genome assembly.
AUGGAGUCCGGUGAUCUUCAUCUCUGCAUAGAUUAUGUCAGUAGUGGUGGAAUUAUUCUGACGCCAGAGCAGAAAGCAGCUCUUCAAACGGCUCUGGUUAUUUUACAAAAUGAGAACCGAUUUUACAGAGUUUACUUUUGGGGCAAAAUUUUUGGCGUUAAGGAAGAUUAUUAUAUAGUACAAGGCGCGUACAAAGAUGAAUUUGCGGGCAGAAAAAGCUUCUACAGUAAAGACUGCAUACACUGGGGAUUACUCCCCCUUGCAACUGCUAAGAUGAAGGAGAAUGCAAAACUUGCAAAAGGAUAUUUUACUGGAGACCCCUCCUAUGAAACUGAACAUGUGGAGUUGAAAAUAACAGGUGAAGGUCAAAAUGCAACAGAAGAGGAAGAAGUUACAAUUGUGAAAGAGGAAGACCGUCUCACUUCUGUAAUUGCUGAAAUUGAUGAGGAUGUGAGAAUUGUUCCUCGAGGGGCAUUUGUUCAGGUUCCUACUGCGGAAGUUGUGAAGAACAGAAGUUUUGAGGGUUUGUCUGUUCAAGAAGCUGCCAAACUGUGCAAUUAUAUGCAUUUUCGAGAAGCAAAAAGGCUGAAUCUAAGAAUUCUUCUUCAGCGUGCAAACAUGGAUAGAGCCAUUGAUUUUAUGGAUAGCAUUGAGGAUGAUGUUCCUCGUGGUUCUUGGAAUAUACAGUUCGAGCGAGGAAGUGGCUUGCUUAUCAUGCGUAGUCUUCAGUGGCCAGGAUACGUAUUUUACCAUGUUCCUGCAACCAGAAAAUAUGGAUCUGUCUACUUUGGAACAGGAGAAAAAAAUAUGGAUUUGCCAUUCAUGCUGUAG